AUGGAAUUUGAUGGACUUGUAUCAAAAGAUGCAAAAAUUGAAUCAGUCCAAUAUGAUAACAUCAUUACAUCCGAUCCCGACCAAAUUGAAAAUGCAAUAUUGGAUGGUUUAGACUCACCAUUUAUACAAGAUGAAGUUGAAGCUGCAAUUAAAGACCAAGUUAAACCCAUUCUCACUACAUUAUUCAACGAUAUACUAGAAAAUCCUCACCACAUCACAACAGAAUUCACCGAAGCAUUUGAUUCUAUCUCUCACGAUAGUAUUAAAAGAACAUUAAUUCAUAUUGGUAUACCAAUAAAAUUAAUAAAUUUAAUCCACAAGCUAUUAUCUGACUCAUUAGCAAAAAUUUCAAUUAAUGGUAAAACGACCAGAAAAUUCGAUAUUAUAAGAGGUGUAAAACAAGGUGACCCAAUCUCAGCCACUUUAUUUGUAAUUUACUAUGGUAAAACUAGUGGCACAACAUUAAAAACAAAAACAACCAUCAUAAACACCUACUCACUAUCACCAAUAACAUAUUUAUCAUACCUUGAAGAAUUUACAAAAGAUGAAGAAAUUCAAAUUAAUAAAUUAAUCUCAUGGUUUAUGAAUUCUCCCGCAAAUUCUGAAUCACCAACUCUCAAUACCAAUUCCAUUGAAAACAACACAUCAACCACGACAAAUUAA
Dictyostelium discoideum AX4 is the source of this 663-nucleotide messenger RNA. RefSeq lists its product as hypothetical. Lineage: Eukaryota; Evosea; Eumycetozoa; Dictyosteliales; Dictyosteliaceae. The coding region runs from base 1 to 663 and encodes 220 amino acids. The transcript is spliced from 5 exons. The record is from RefSeq and is a predicted model, not a curated record.